Messenger RNA from Octopus sinensis (East Asian common octopus), 1863 nucleotides. RefSeq names its product GDP-Man:Man(3)GlcNAc(2)-PP-Dol alpha-1,2-mannosyltransferase. The transcript has 5 exons. Gene Ontology annotation, cellular component: endoplasmic reticulum membrane. Gene Ontology annotation, biological process: protein N-linked glycosylation. Gene Ontology annotation, molecular function: GDP-Man:Man(3)GlcNAc(2)-PP-Dol alpha-1,2-mannosyltransferase activity. The record is from RefSeq and is a predicted model, not a curated record. Lineage: Eukaryota; Metazoa; Mollusca; Cephalopoda; Octopoda; Octopodidae. Bases 423 to 1856 code for a protein of 477 amino acids.
UCCCAACUUAGAUCAAUUUUGUAUUUAUCUUACAGGGGUCAUUAAAAUACCGUACCAACCAAGACACUGAGAUAGUUUUGUAUUCCUUUAAUGAAUCUUAAAUGUGAAAAGAAUUAUGAUAAAAGAAAAACUAGAUCAGGGCCGAGGUGGGACUGUAUUUAUUGAUGAUGCUUUUCGCCUUCCAUAGUAGGACGGCAAGCGAUCCAAGCGCCUUCUCAAUUGUCUAACAUGUAACUAAAUAAAAUGGCUAGAUACUAACCAUCUCACCAGUGACAUGCAGUUUUAAAAAAAUUGUGCACCAAUGUCCUACCCGUGUUUUUCACACUAACUACUUAUAACAUGCACUCACAGUAUACACAAUUCAUAUUGAAUUAACUAACUCACUUCAAGAAGUAAUUAAUAUUCCAUUAACAACAAAAACAAUGUUUCUCAUUACACUCCUUGCAACACUUAUCUACCCAAGACUGUUAUUACUACUUCCUGUUGUAUUGGCAGUUGGUCUACUCUUGGUUAGAUUUUGGGUUAAGAGAAAAUCAGCAAGAAAAUUUCCAAACACUUUCACUAUUGGAUUCUUCCAUCCUUACUGUAAUGCUGGAGGAGGUGGUGAAAGAGUGCUGUGGACAGCUAUUCGUGCUUUACAGAUAAAGUAUGGCCCAAAAAUAACCUGUGUUAUAUAUACUGGAGAUCUCAACGUUAACGGCCAAGACAUUCUUCAUCGUGCUGAGCAGAGAUUCAACAUAGUUCUUCCACAUCCAGUUGAUUUUAUCUUCCUGAAAAAACGAAAGUUUGUUGAAGCCAAAAUGUACCCUCAUUUUACUCUUCUUUGCCAAAGCCUUGGUUCUUUAAUCAUUGGUUUUGAAGCUCUAUUUUCAUUUGUACCUGACUUGUUCUGUGAUAGUAUGGGUUAUGCUUUUACUCUUCCACUCUUUAGAUAUUUAGGUGGCUGUCAGGUUUCUUGUUAUGUACAUUAUCCCACCAUCAGCACAGAUAUGAUUAGUCUCAUUACUGACCAGACGGCUACUUACAACAAUUCAGCUUCAAUUUCUUCAAAUCCGGUACUGAGUCGUUUAAAACUUAUAUAUUAUAACAUAUUCGCAUGGAUAUAUUCUCUGGUUGGCAGGUGUAGCUCAGUUGUUAUGGUCAAUUCUUCAUGGACAUAUGGACAUAUUUCAUCUCUUUGGAAAGUCUCCAGCACUAAAAUUGUAUAUCCUCCUUGUGAUGUUACUGAGUUCCUCAAGAUACCUUUACAGAGAGAUUGCAAAAUACAUUCUAUUAUUUCCAUUGGUCAGUUCCGCCCAGAGAAGGAUCAUCCAUUACAGAUUAAAUCAUUUGCCAAAUUUUUGUCUCAAGUUCCUGAAAAAUCACAUUCUUUAUAUAAAUUACAAUUAGUUGGAAGUUGCCGAGACAGUGAAGACACUAAAAGAGUUUCAGAACUGAAAGAGCUGGCUUUAAUUCUUGGUGUUUCGCACUAUGUUGAUUUCCACUUAAAUGUUUCUUUUAGUGACUUGAAACAACUAUUAUCUGAAGCUGAAAUUGGUUUACACACAAUGUGGAAUGAACAUUUUGGAAUUGGUGUUGUAGAGUGCAUGGCUGCUGGGACGAUAAUUUUGGCUCAUGACUCUGGUGGCCCCAAGAUGGACAUUGUUGUGCAACAUGAUGAAAAUAGAACAGGUUUUCUAGCUUCAGAUGUGGAUAAUUAUUCAGAUGCCAUGAGAACAAUAUUUGAUUUGUCUGAAAACGAGAAAAUGAAUAUCCGCAGAAAUGCCCGAUCACACAUUGAAAAAUUUUCUGAUAAACAAUUCUCUGACCAAUUUAUGAAUGUCCUGGAACCAUUGAUUAAAAUAAACAUUUCAUGAAAUUUGA